Messenger RNA from Phragmites australis (common reed), 1545 nucleotides. Its product is annotated as peroxidase 5-like. The coding region runs from base 156 to 1175 and encodes 339 amino acids. The record is from RefSeq and is a predicted model, not a curated record. Gene Ontology annotation, cellular component: plasmodesma; plant-type cell wall. Gene Ontology annotation, biological process: hydrogen peroxide catabolic process; response to oxidative stress. Gene Ontology annotation, molecular function: heme binding; peroxidase activity. The transcript has 4 exons. NCBI's taxonomy places the organism in Eukaryota, Viridiplantae, Streptophyta, Magnoliopsida, Poales, Poaceae.
UGGAGUCCCACCGCUUCUUGCCAUCGUUAGCCCAGAAGCAUAGCAUAGCAUAGCGCCGAGGGAAAAAGUCUGGCCUUUUGCAGCCGCAGCCGCGGGAUUAGCGCUUAAGCAAGAACCGAACCAUCCAUCCAGGCAGGCAGGGGAGCCGGUGGGAGAUGGAAGCGAGAGGAAGCAGAGCUGGGAUGCGGAUGCGGCUGCGGCUGCAGUUGCAGGUCGCUUUCGUGUCGGUACUGCUGAUGGCGACGGCGGGGACGUCGCGGGGGCAGCUGCAGGUGGGGUACUACGACACGCUGUGCCCGGCGGCGGAGAUCAUCGUGCAGGAGGAGGUCAGCAAGGCGGUGUCAGGGAGCCCUGCCGUCGCCGCCGGCCUCGUCCGCCUGCACUUCCACGACUGCUUCGUCAGGGGCUGCGACGCGUCCGUGCUGCUGGACUCGACGCCGGGCAACCAGGCGGAGAAGGACGCGCCCCCGAACACGAGCCUGCGCGGCUUCGAGGUCAUCGACAGCGCCAAGACGCGGCUGGAGCAGGCCUGCUUCGGCGUCGUCUCCUGCGCCGACGUGCUGGCGUUCGCGGCCAGGGACGCCCUCGCCCUGGUUGGUGGCAACGCGUACCAGGUGCCAGCCGGGCGAAGAGACGGCAACGUCUCGGUGGCGCAGGAGACCAACGGGAACCUGCCUCCCCCGACCGCGAACGUGAACCAGCUCAACCAGAUCUUCGGCUCCAAGGGCCUCACCCAGGCCGACAUGGUCGCCCUCUCAGGCGCGCACACGAUCGGGAAUGCGCACUGCAGCUCCUUCACCAACCGGCUCUACUCGUACGGGGCGAACGCGGGGCAGGACCCGAGCAUGGACCCCAGCUACCUGGCGGCGCUGACGCAGCAGUGCCCGCAGCAGCAGGGGAGCGCAGCCGGCGCUCAGAUGGUGGCGAUGGACCCCGUCACCCCCACCGCCUUUGACACCAACUACUACGCCAACGUCGUUGCCAACCGCGGCCUGCUCAGCUCCGACCAGGCGCUCCUCAGCGACCCGACCACCGCCGCGCAGGUCGUCGGGUACACCAACAGCCCCGACUCGUUCCAGGCCGACUUCGCCGCCGCCAUGGUCAAGAUGGGCGCCAUCGGCGUGCUCACCGGCAGCAGCGGCACCAUCCGGACCAACUGCAGGGUGGCCAACUGAUGAUCCAUCCAUCCAUCCAUCGGUGACGGUCGAUCGUGCUGGCCUGGGACUCGAUAAGUUGGGUGCGGUGAUUAAAAUGUACGUACGACGUAGAGUGGUGGUCCGAUGAUUCGAUUCUGUCCAUCUGUAGUUCUGUACGUUCUAGGUAGCUUAGAUCGUGCAUCUUUUUCUUUUUACAUUUUUACUCUUUUUAUACUUUUUUGUGGCUGUGGUAUAGCUGUAUUUAUUCUUAUAUGUAGCCAUGGAGUCGGAGAUCAACAAGUGUAUAUCUAAGGAUCGUGACGAUACUGCUCAAUAAAAAAGCUACUGCAGACAGUCGUUAACUCGCUACUAACUCUGCAUGUGUUCCAGUAUCUCAAGCGAAGUCACG